This is a messenger RNA of Ictalurus furcatus (blue catfish), 1392 nucleotides long. RefSeq names its product yippee-like 5 (gene ypel5). The record is from RefSeq and is a predicted model, not a curated record. NCBI's taxonomy places the organism in Eukaryota, Metazoa, Chordata, Actinopteri, Siluriformes, Ictaluridae. The transcript is spliced from 3 exons. Bases 255 to 620 code for a protein of 121 amino acids.
ACCGGAUGUUGCUAUAGACUGCGGAACAGCUGAGAGCAUAUCAACACGGCACCAAAACACAAGGACGGUUCGAAAAAAGGCUUGAAAUAAUAAUAAUAAUAUUAAAAAAAAAAAAAACAUUAACAAAACACUGACACAGACAACGGUGAAAGAAGAACCAUCGAAAACAACUCGGUGAAAGAGUCUUGUCAGCGGAAAACAUUUCUGUUUCAAACGAACGGAUUAAGUUACAAGAAGAACAAAAAAUACGCACGAUGGGCCGUAUCUUCCUGGACCACAUUGGAGGCACUCGCCUCUUCUCGUGUGCUAACUGUGACACAAUCCUGACCAAUCGCUCUGAGCUCAUCUCCACACGCUUCACAGGAGCUACAGGCCGUGCUUUCCUCUUCAACAAGGUGGUGAACCUGCAGUACAGCGAUGUGCAGGACCGGGUGAUGCUCACAGGAAGGCACAUGGUGCGUGAUGUCAGUUGUAAAAACUGCAACAGUAAGCUGGGCUGGAUCUAUGAGUUUGCCACUGAGGAUAGCCAGCGCUACAAAGAAGGGCGUGUCAUCCUAGAGAGGGCACUAGUAAGAGAGAGUGAGGGAUUCGAGGAACAUGUGCCAUCUGAUGCCUCCUGAAUCUCUCUUCUCUUUUAACUCUCUCUCUCUCUAAAUCUCUCUCUCUGUUACGCUGCUCAUCUCAGUCACUGCCGUGUCUGAACACGAUCUGAAUAUCUGAACAACGUAUCCGCUUUUCACAAGCCGGUCCGGCCUUGCUUAGAGACUGCUAAUAAACAAACCGAUUCAGCAGCCCAUCCAUGGCUCUAUAAAGCAACACAACCAUACCUACAAGCGCUCUACAGAUCUGUAAAGCAUCAGACCAAUCCAGCUGCUUCAUAUGGCUCUAAAACAGCAAACCCAGCCUCUCAAUCCAACAACAACUCUGUAGAUCAAUAAAGCAAAUAAACAAAAAAGUUGAUUAAGCUACAUGCUUGUGAUUUAGGCUUUAUAGAUCUGGAUCUGAGCCCGCUAUUAAUGUUUAGAGCAGGUAGAGGUUAUCUUUGUGAGGGAUGCAUUUGCUGCUUCAGCAGAAUGCAAUGUCAGUUUUUGCCACGAUGCUGAUGUCUCUGAUUUUAUUUUCUCAGAGCAGGUCCUAUUUCAGCCCUCAGAUAUAGAGAGUGACACAAGGGGAAGAUAGUGUCAUUGGUCCCUCACUAUUUAUACACAUUGUUUUGGAAUUGAUGGAUAGUAAGAACCCUAUGUUAAUGAUCAAAUCAGUCCAGCACCAUUUUAGUUAGCAUUAUUCUUUUUUCUCGUUUUAACUAAGUGAUGUUAUUUCUUUUUCUUUUCCUAAGACAUGAGGAUAAAAAUGUGUUCAUUUGAUCUUAAUAAAGUAAAUGGUCUUGCUGAA